UGGGAACAUAUUGAAAUUUUGAAAAGAUGGCUGAUUCAACCAGUAAUUCAACCACUGAGAACACUUGCAUAAUAUGCAAAUUGGCAUUUCAGAACAUCAACCUAUAUCAGAAUCACCUGAAGAGUAAUAAACAUCAGAUGAUAGUACAUCGUGCUUAUAUCAACAAUGUGAAAGAAACACAUAGCAUUUAUGUUUCAGAUUUACCAAACAUAGAAAAGAAGGAAGUGAUCAUGGAGUAUUUCUCCGAAUUUGGCGAGAUCGCAGAUUGUUAUUUAGGACACAACAACACAUUCGCUUUUGUGCAGUUUAGAGAUAUUUCAGUCGUAGAAGAGAUGUUGAAGAAGAAACUGACAAUAAACGGGAAGGAAAUAAAAGUGCAGAAACGAAAAAUUCGCGAGAGGCAUGAUAUCGAUUACCAAACUACGUCGGAUGACGCUCUAAAAGCCAUCGUUCUGAAAUUGAAACAUGUCGAUGGUGUUGACAAGCAGUUGGAAGAACUGCUGAAAUGGUUGCAACCUAGUCAGUUUGAGAAUAUUUCGAAAUAUGACUGCCUGUGUAGAGACCUGCAGGAGGUUUUGAAGAAACUGUUCCACGUGUGCGUUGUUUAUCCGUUUGGAUCGACGGUGACGGGUCUCGAUUUCGCUGGUAGCGAUGUCGAUGCAUAUGUGCAUGUACCCCAAAACAACGUAAAAAAUAACGUUAAUAUGGCGUCAAUUCAUGUUGACAAAUCCAAGAGGCAUCUAGAGAAGCAUAACAGAUUUGCACAUGUAGUUUCAAUACCUAGAGCGAAAACCCCUAUCGUUAAAUGCCUACACGUGCCUACGCAAAUAAAUUGCGAUUUUAACUUCAAGAAUAUGCUUGGCGUCUGCAAUUCUUAUCUAAUACGUUAUUAUAUAAAUCUUGACCCAAAGAUUAAGCCAAUGAUGGUUAUAUUGAAAUUCUGGGGAAAGGUUCAUGACCUAGUGGGCCCAACAAAGUUCUCCUCAUACUCUUUGAUGAUAAUGUUUAUCCAUUUUCUUCAGAAAUUCUACCAAUUACCCACAGUUGAAGUACUUCAACAUCCAAAUGCGCCUGUUAAUAUACAGGAUCGAUGGAAUGGUGGUAUCGAUGGUAAUUUUAGACCUUUACUGUCAAAGCUAAACUCCACGAGAAUGAUUGAUAUCAUUGUGCAGUUUUUCGAUUUUUACGCUAAAUUUGACUAUGCGUUAUAUGUGAUUGCGCCAUACUUGGGCUGCUCGAUACCAAGAACACAUUUUAUGCAACCCGAACUUUUACCGCCGCAAAAAUAUUACUUAUACUGCCGUAACAUCGAGUACAUAGGACCGAUCUGCACGAAUACUGCGAUAUGUGUGCAGGAUCCAUUUGAGCAUUCGUAUAAUAUCACCAGAGCAGUGACUUCGAGGAUUUUAGAGGAGUUCGUGCAGCUCUGCAAGCACGGCCACGAAAUUUUGACAAAUUCGCCUUGUCUUUAUAGACUGUUCAUUGAGGAAACCGGCGACGACAAGUUUCAACUCAAAGAUGGAGAGUGUAUUUUUAAACUUAAUAUGCCAUGCAAUCUGGAUUAUAUGUUUGCUGAAAAAAAGACCAUUACAAAUGACGAAAUCCGUGAAAUUUGGUAUGAAUCCAUCAAUACCUUUAUAACAAUGGUGCUGCAGAAAGUGUUCAUGUCGGAAGUAAAUAUAAGCAAGAAGGAAAUUAAAGGGAAAGCAAUAAAAUUAGAUGGACAAGCCGAUGUGUAUGAUAAGAAGAGCGUCGACUGUGUGAAAUUCAAUUGCGUGCAACGGAAGAAUACCUGGCUACGUCGGAAACUUAUCGCGAAGGACUUGAAUAUAGAUAUUAAUUUAAACGUCUUGGAAAAGCAAAUGCAAGUUUCCAAUUACAUUUCCGAAGUCAUCUACAAAGAUAUUACAUUUGAAACAUCUAUAUUUGAGUUUUCCUUGCUAAUGAAGUAUAUGGUAAAUCCGACCUGUAUGGAAUUUGAGUUAGGACUCACAACGGGGGAAACCAAGAACAACGACUUUUUUACAUUCGCGCGGUGUUUCGUCAUGUGGAUACCUCAGUGGUACAAUCAAUACCACGAGAACCAAUUGAACCAGUGGAAGAAGACUACCAAGGCCGAGGCAAAAGGCAAGAACAAAGACGAAACUGACAAGGAAAUCAAAACAGAUGCUUUAACCAAAAUAUAUAUUGACGUUAUACUGCAUGAACUGAUUGCAAUGGAUGUAAAGGACGCAACUUGCCAAUUAAAAGUGGAGCAUGUCUCUGAUGAAGAAGAUGAUGCAGGAUUGGAGGAAGUUCCUGAUGAUUUCUUUGAUGACUUUUCGAAUAAAGAGUUUCUUGCUGGAUUGGAUGUCGUUGAUGCAUGGGAUGGGGCGUCUGAUGCUAAAGAGGAUGUCUGUGAUGAGAAUGUUGAAGAGGAAUGUGUAUCAACAAAUAAAAUAGAUGGUAAUGUAUCUAAUAUAAUUAAACAGGAGAUUGAGGAAACUAGUGCAACUCAGGUCAUUGAACCAAAGAAAGUUGAUAAAACUAAAAAAUCUCCAGAGAAAAGUGAUAUGGAAAGAUUUGAAGCGAAACAAAAUGAAGAUAUAAAGGAUAUCCAAACAUUGGUUAAACAAGAAUUGGAAGUGCCACAGAAAACAGAAAACAACUUGAAACAGGAACAGUUAACUUCUGCAGUUAAUGCUGAAGAAGAACCAAGUGAUAGUGGAAGUUCCAAGAAGCUAGAAACAUCCACGGAUAGUCAAGUGAAUGAUACUAAAAUAAAAAAAGGAAAUGAAGAAAAGAAACUAAAUGUCUCAUUAAAACCAAUUGAUAGUCUCAUUAAUAAAACAUGCACUAAUAAAAAGGAAAGUGUAAAUUCAAAAUCUAGUACUAAAACAAAGCCAUCUGGGAAUGGAAGUAAGGAAAACUCAAAUCGCUCUGUGAAUAGUUCUAAAACUGCCUCUCCUGAAGAUAGUGCUCCGAAGAAAGUUGUAGAUAAUAAGAGCAAAUGUGCAAAUACUAAAGAAACUUCAACUGUGAAAAGGGAUAGUAAAGUGAAGCAAAAUGUGGAAGAGAAACACGGAACUAAAAGACAAAGAAGUGAGUCUAAAGAUUCUUUGAAGUCCGAUGAUAGAAAAAAGCAGCAUAUUCGUCGAGAUGUUAAGCAAAAAGAGAAAGAAAAAGAAACUGCUAAGCAAUUGGAAACUCGUAGGGAUCCGAAAAAAAGAGAUAGAGAUAUCGAGCGUGAUAAACUUAAAUGUGCUAAAGACAAAGAAGCCAAGUUGAUCUCUGAAAAGUUGCGUGUAGUAGAGACGGGAUUGGUCCCACCAGGUACAGAAAUGGAUUGUGAUAUGUUCACUACUAAAAAAAAUGACAAACGCACUAGGAGUCCAUCCGGUUACAAGCCAUUAUUGUCACUUAGUCCGUCACCAAAACGUUCUUGCGAUAGACGUUACGAUCGGCGGUAUUCUCCUGACAGAAAGUUGGAUAAUUUGCGUAAGACAUCCCCGUUAAAACGCGUUCGGCCAUUCAGGCAAUCGCGCAGCAUAUCGCCGAUUCGCAAAUAUUCCCCACGAAGAUCUCCUUUCAGGUCAAGGUAUAUCCGACCUUCUCCACAAAGGAGACGAAGCUGGAGCCGGGAUUCUCCGAACAGAGACAGGAUACGAGAUUCACCGCCCCGCAAGAGAACAUUUCUCGAGGAAUUGGACGAGAAACUGGCGCAGAAGCGUUUGCAGGAAAUACAACAAAAAAUCAACGGCAGAAGAGCUGCUGCUGCUGCUGCAGCUGCAGCCGCUGUUUCAGCUCCUCUUCCAGUACCAGCUCCCGUUCCCGCUCCAAUGCCUGUCACAGCACCCAUCCCGAUGCCAGUUGCUCCGCCCAUAGUUCCACUCAUGCAGCAAAUGGUACAACCUCAAAUAAUGCCAUACAAUAUGCAAAUGUACAACCAUCCCGCAUCCGUACUUUACGACCAACAAUAUUUUAUUGGUCAUCCAACGUACGCCCAACCUACACCAGAGCCAAAUUUAUACAACCAGUAUAAUGCUCAGCCUAAUUCUUCAUUUCAACAAAAUCAUAAUGACGAAGUUGAAAAACUUUUCAAUGAUGAUAAAAUUAAGCUGACCGACUUUUUGUGCAUCACUAGUCGAGCGAAUGAUGAAAUACCUGCAAAUAUAGGCAAUAAGAUCAAAGUGAUAGCCCAAAGUCAGGAUGCUAUAAAAAUAGCAACCGAGUACUCCACACCGUCUGGACGUUUUAUUUUUAAGAAUACUGUAAACAAAUUGGCGGACAAACAGGAAGUUUUGAGCAACUGGUCACCAUUGCGCAAAACUCCGGUCACUCGUCUCAGUUUCAUCACUAAAAAGAACGAGAGGCCUCUGAGGACACCGAUGUCGGUGCUGCUCGCCAAGCUAGGACUUACGAGCAAUCAACCAAUAAUAGAGGACGUAGAUGUUGAUGUGGUAGAACCACCUCCGAAGGAAAGCAUGUGCGCGAGGAUGACUCAAACGGAACCAGAAACUUGUGAGAAGUGUGAGCAACGAAAUCAGAUAAAGUACGUCGAUGUCGGCAUUCAAUGUGAAAGUUCUGGCAGUGUAGACUUUGGAUGUCAGGUGCGCGAAGAUGACUUCCUGACUACUGCCCGAUCGGCUUUGCAGAAUCUCAUCAAGACUCAGUCCUUGGCUUCUUUGACCCCCGCUCAAAUACUGGCAUCGCUUUCUGAAAAAGCUGAAUCCCUGAAGGAAACCGUGUCUGUUUCAAGGAAGUCAGACGAGGUUAUUACAGAGAAGCCAUCAACUGAAACUGAUGCAACUCGCCGAGAUUACGAUCGGAGGAGGCCCAGAGAUCAUUCGACGGACAGGAUGGAAGGUAGAAGAUCUAUACCGGAUGAGGACAGCAGAAUGGAGGAAAGAUGGUCCAGGGACAACUACGAUACCAGCAGGAAUGACAGGAGGUCCAAUUCACUGGAUUGGAGAGUGGAAGAAAGUUGGUACGCGGAUGAUCCUCAACCAUUGAUGGAAGACACCAGGUGGUCCAGGGAAGACUGUUAUGAGAGGAGGUACGGCGGCGAUUAUAAUAGACCAUACAGGAGGGAAUCUGAGAUCUGGGAUGAUAUGAGCAGAGGAAGUGGAAGUGUAACCAACCGCUAUCCACCGCCGCUGAUGCAGAGAGGUUCACGAUUUAAUAACGCCCACUUCAACGGACCAUCCCACGAUAGCUUCACCGAAGAUGUGACUCCAGGACAUUUCUUCAAUGCAAGAAGAUACUAGACAUACAUUUGUAUAUAUAUAUACUUAUUUGUAUAUAUAUACACACUU
Nicrophorus vespilloides is the source of this 5294-nucleotide messenger RNA. RefSeq lists its product as uncharacterized. The coding region runs from base 27 to 5246 and encodes 1739 amino acids. The record is from RefSeq and is a predicted model, not a curated record. The transcript is spliced from 9 exons. Lineage: Eukaryota; Metazoa; Arthropoda; Insecta; Coleoptera; Silphidae. Gene Ontology annotation, molecular function: RNA uridylyltransferase activity; RNA binding.